Messenger RNA from Lutra lutra (Eurasian river otter), 936 nucleotides. Its product is annotated as vegetative cell wall protein gp1-like. The transcript has 4 exons. Lineage: Eukaryota; Metazoa; Chordata; Mammalia; Carnivora; Mustelidae. The record is from RefSeq and is a predicted model, not a curated record. The coding region runs from base 271 to 936 and encodes 221 amino acids.
AGGCCUCCCAGGGGCUGUGGGGAGGCCGUGUGGGGCUCACUGUAUAGACAGGGCACGGGGUGGAGGGUGAGCCUUGAGCAGCUGGGGGAGGGGCGCCCUCAGGGAGCUCUGGUGUGAGGAGGAAGUCGGGUAAGGAGCCCCCAGGCAGGGGUGACCUCACUUCCCUGACGACAGAGCCCAACGGAAUUGGAACCCACGUAUCCAGGCACCCACAUUCCAGAGAAACCCCCCUGCCCGGCUCAUUUCCUUGGACAACCUCAAGGAAGCGACAUGUUCUUGUGCUGCCUACCGAAGUCCAGAGGAUGCGGGCGGAGGAGAGCUCGCCCGCCAAACACGUCCCCUCGCUGGGGAGGUCGUGUCGGGGCUCUCCGACGCCUCUGGCCCUUUGGGAAGAAGAAUCCAAAGGCCACGGAUGAAAGGGGAAGGAGGCGGGAAGACACGCACUCCUCCCUGACCCUGGAGUCCCCGGUCCUGGGAAGGCCUCCGGUACCUCCCAGACCACUGCCCCCGGUACUCCAUUGGACGGCGGUCCUGGACACGGAGCCCACGGAGGCCAAGUCUGAGGCUACUCCAGCGGAGGAGCUAGACCCACUCCCAACUUCAGCAACUCCCGAGGGGGACAUGGUGCCUGGAGACACUUCGGCAGGAGACCGGGAGCCGACAGGCGACAGGGCGCCUGCCCACGGAGAUGCUGAUGCUGUCCACGGAGAGCUGGCUCCUGCUCCUGCUCCUGCUCCUGCCCCCACCCCUGCUCCUGCCGCUCCCCCUUCCCCUGCCCCUGCCUGUGCUCCUGUUCUGGCCCCUGACCCAGAUCCUCCCUUGGUCUCACCCCUUCCCAGACCCCUCCCUGGGCCCCUGUUCCUGCCCCAGACCCAGCUCCUGCCCUUGACCCUGCACCACUCCUGCUCUGGGUCCUGCACGGGCCACGACUGCUGA